GAUUCCGCCUCCACGCCAUUGUGAUUGAUUGAAUUGCAGCCAGAUAAUAAUAAAAUUAAAACCCCAGAACGACCAUUAUCUCUCCUGUUUAAGUCGCCAACAUGGACCCAUUCUCGGCAGAAGGUGAGCUCAUCAACAUCCACAAUGCCUACCACCAAGGCCAGUACCAGGAGGUGAUCGACUUUGACACCUCGGCCCUCUCAUCGGAAAACCACCUCCCCGCCCGAGUUCUCCAGCUCCGCGCCCGAAUCGCCCUGGGCCAAACGGACCAGGUGCUCGCCGACGUCGAAGGCGAAGAGGAAACCCCCGACCUUGCCGCAGUGAAGGCGCUGGCGCAGCACACGGCCGGAGACGAGGAAUCGGCGCAGCAACUCGCUCAGGAUCUGGUGGAGAAUUACCCGGACAAUGGCAUUGUGCAGGUUCUAGGUGGGACGUUGUUGCAGGCUCAGGGGAAGAGCGAUGAGGCUUUGGCUGUGUUGGCGAAGCACCAGGGGAAUCUGGAGGCUGUUGCUUUGAUUGUCCAGAUUCAUCUGCAACAGAACCGGACCGAUUUGGCUCUGAAGGAGGUUCAGGCUGCGAAGCGCUGGGCUCAGGAUUCGCUCCUUGUUAACCUGGCCGAGUCGUGGGCUGGAAUGAGAGUUGGCGGCGAGAAAUACCAAUCCGCAUUCUACGUUUACGAGGAACUUGCCUCCGCUCCUAGCACAUCCGCUGCGUUUUCGAUUGUCGGACAAGCUAUCGCAGAGAUUCACCUUGGUCGGUUGCCCGAGGCCGAAGCUGCUUUGUCUGCGGCUUUGGAGAAAUACCCCGAUGAGGUCGAGUUGAUUGCCAACACUAUUGUAUUGAAUGUGCUGGCUGGCAAGCCUACCGAGGAAUUGGAGUCACGUCUACAGCAAGUCCAGUCAUCGCAUGCCCUCUUGGUCGAUAUCCAAGAGAAAAGCGAAUUCUUCGAUACCGCUGCGGCAAAGUAUUCCCCGAGGGUUUCGUCUUAA
This is a messenger RNA of Aspergillus wentii DTO 134E9, 989 nucleotides long. Its product is annotated as putative Coatomer subunit epsilon. Gene Ontology annotation, cellular component: COPI vesicle coat. Gene Ontology annotation, biological process: retrograde vesicle-mediated transport, Golgi to endoplasmic reticulum; intra-Golgi vesicle-mediated transport; endoplasmic reticulum to Golgi vesicle-mediated transport. Lineage: Eukaryota; Fungi; Ascomycota; Eurotiomycetes; Eurotiales; Aspergillaceae. Gene Ontology annotation, molecular function: structural molecule activity; protein binding. The record is from RefSeq and is a predicted model, not a curated record. Bases 102 to 989 code for a protein of 295 amino acids. The transcript is spliced from 5 exons.